AUGGACCCCCAGCUUAGCCUCCUCCUCCUUACCCGCUCUUGGGGGGAGCAGCUCCUACACACCUUCCUGGACUCGGCCCACAUCAUGAGACCGAGGAGUGCCCGGGAGAGGCGGAGGAUUUGGCGGCAGGCGGCCCUGCCCGUGACUCUGGGAGGCCUGGGCAUCACUGACCCCGCCGUUGAAGGCAGCUACGCUUACCUCGCUUCAGUGAUCAGCGCCGCCCACCUUCUAUACUCCCUGGAGGAGUCGUUACACCCUGCUGUCGCCGCGCUCCUCCCCCUACUGGACCCUACCCACGGCUCCCCGCACGCGCUGCCUGCACGCCUCGCCGCGGCUGAGGCAGCUCUCCCACCCGAGGCCCUCGAGGUGCUCCAGGCCGGGAAGACAGACCCCAAGGGACUGAAGCUACAGCAGAGCCUAGCGCUGGCGGUUCACUCCCGCCGCUUCUUGAGGGCCAUGCGCGAGGCAAGGCGGAUGCGCCCCAACCCCCUUUCAGGCCAUGCGCAACGGAUGCAGUCGAUGCUAGGCCCAGGAGCGGGGGAUUGGCUGCUGGCGAUCCCGCUCAUCCCCUCGCUCCGAAUGGGCCCCUCCCAGCUCUCAACUGCAGCUGCCUUCCGCCUAGGCCUCCCCCUCCCAGUGCCUAGACGCUGUGACUGCCGCUACCGCACCACCUUCCCCGACGACCGCCUCCCCAACCACCUCAUGCGCUGCGAGAAGGGGAAAGGGAGGACCGCUACCCAUCACGCUCUGCGGGAUGAGAUAGCAAAUAUCGGGGCUGAGGCGGGUUUUACGGUUCAUAAGGAGACGUAUGUCUACUCACUGGUUGAAAACCUAAAGGCGGAUGUCACCAUCCGUCAUCCACUGACCGGGGAGGUUUGGAUGUGCGACGUGACCGUGACGGACCCGAUGUCAUACCAGGACGAGAACUGCAACCGAGCUCCUGGUUGGGCAGCUAGGGCGGCAGCGGCAAAAAAGGAGGAGAAGUACGCACGGCGGAACACGUGGGUGGGGUUCCACGCGCUCGCAGUGGAAACAUACGGCUACCCCUCGCCGGGGGUGCUGGCUUACCUGCGGCAAUGCGCGGAGCUGGCGGCAAAGCUGCGGUUUAACGCAGCCCCUACCUCCUACGAAGCAGCGAAGCUUCUGACAGAGUACCGCCAGCGUUGGAGCGUGUGCCUCCAGCGGGCACAGGCCAACGCCCUCCGCACCAAGACCAAUGAGGCCUUGGCGGCGGACGAGCUCGGUUUUAGAGGACCCAUCAUCCCUCUCAGUGAGGGACAGCUGCACCAGUUGAUUGAGGCCCCGAUCGACCAGUAG
Closterium sp. NIES-65 is the source of this 1317-nucleotide messenger RNA. The record is from the annotation of a GenBank genome assembly. Lineage: Eukaryota; Viridiplantae; Streptophyta; Zygnematophyceae; Desmidiales; Closteriaceae.